AUGGUGCCCAAAGUUAUCAUGACUGUUGUUUUCUAUAUUUUCCUCUCUCUACAAUUGCGCCUUUCAAUAGCGCAAACGAAUUGGAUCGGGGUUGGUUAUUACUUGUAUUCAUCAGAAUAUGAAAGCCCCAUUUCGGACAUAAAUUCUGCUCUCUUCACUCACAUUAUUUGUGCUUAUGCUGCUGUGAAUUCAACGUCCUACCAGCUCUCUCUAUCACCAGCUGAAGAGGAACAUUUCUCCAACUUCACACAUACUGUGAAACAGAAGAACCCAUCAGUCACGACACUGCUAUCUGUUGGGGGUAAAGAUACAAACUAUUCAACCUUUUCUUCAAUGGUAAGCAAUUCUUCUCACAGAAAAACCUUUAUUGAUUCCACAAUAAAAAUAGCCAGACUUUACGGUUUUCUAGGCCUAGACUUUGCUUGGCAUUAUCCAAGCACAAGCUCAGAUAUGUUCAAUAUGGGAGUUCUCUUUCAACAGUGGAGAGCUGCUAUUGGUUUAGAGGCGACGGUCUCUCAACAGUCCCAACUGAUCUUGACAGCAAGGGCUAAAUAUUCACCAUCGCUGCCCUCAGGUGCACGCUACCCUAUAGAGACGAUGCAACAACAUUUGAAUUGGGUCCAUGUUGUGUCUCAGGUUUACACUCAACCUAUUUUAAAUAACCUUACGGGCGCUCAUGCAGCUCUGUAUGACCCAAGUAAUUUUGUUAAUACGGAUUUCGGUAUAAGAGAAUGGAUCAACGGAGGAUUAUCAGCUAAUAAAUUGGUUUUGAGUUUGCCUUUUUUUGGCUUUGCAUGGACACUAGAGAACCCUUUGAACAAUGGUAUUGGUGCUUCAGCAAAGGGACCUGCCAUUAAAUUACCAGUUGGAGGGGUAACCUAUAGGGAAAUCAAGAACUACGUUGAGCAAUAUGGUCCUGCUGUUCAUGUUAGGUACAAUUCAACUUAUGUGGUAAAUUACUGGACAAAAGGAACAACUUGGAUUGGGUUUGAUGAUGUUGAGGCUAUAAGAGCUAAGGUUUCUUAUGCCAAGGAGAAGAAGUUACUUGGCUACCAUGUGUGGCAAGUCUCCUAUGAUGUUAAUUGGGUGCUUUCUAAAACUGCAGCUGGAGUAGACAUAAAUAAUUCUUCAGUUCAGGAGUAUAAUAAAAUUGGACAAAAAAAUAAGAGGCCUUUGUUAGUAAUCGUUCUGUCUACAAUGGCUGCUUUUGCUCUUCUAUUUGGAAUAUUUGUGAUAUUUUACGUCUGCUGGAGGAGAAAUCUCAAAUUUAAAGAAUCCAGAGAUAAAGCAAGUAAAGUAGCAUCUGCAGGGGAUUUUAAUAGCAACAUUCCUAAUCUGAUAGAAUAUACUUUGGCUGAUAUAGAGGCAGCAACCAAUGGAUUUUCUUUUGAAAAUAAGCUUGGCCAAGGUGGAUAUGGUCCUGUUUACAAGGGAAUGCUACCAGAUGGACUAGUAAUAGCAGCUAAAAGACUUUCAAAAACAUCCAUGCAAGGAUUUGAGGAAUUCAAGAAUGAGGUUAUGCUUACCGCCAAGCUUCAACAUGUAAAUCUUGUCUGAGUUUUGGGUUUUUGUAUUGACCAGGAAGAACAAAUACUCAUCUACGAGUACAUGGAAAAUAAAAGCUUAGACUCUUACCUUUUCGACCCCGUUAAACGCUUUAUUUUGGAUUGGGAAAGGCGUGUGCAUAUUAUUGAAGGAAUUACUCAAGGGCUUUUAUAUCUCCAAGAAUAUUCAAGGUUGACUAUCAUUCAUCGAGAUUUAAAAGCUGGCAAUGUAUUAUUAGAUAGAGAAAUGAAACCUAAGAUAUCAGAUUUUGGAAUGGCUAGAAUAUUUGAUAAAGAUGAUUUUGAAGUAAACACAAGUCACAUUGUUGGAACACGUGGUUAUGUUCCUCCUGAAUACAUCCAAAACGGCAAAUACUCAACUAAAUCUGAUGUUUAUGCUUACGGAGUUCUACUUCUACAAAUCAUCAGUGGCAAAAAGAUUUCAUUUUUAUAUGGUUUGAAUGAAAAUCUGAGUCUUCUUGACCAUGCAUAUCAGCUAUGGAAAGAUGGUAAAGGCAUGGAAUUAAUGGAUGAAUCACUAGACGAUACGUAUUCAUCCUGCAAAUUGAUGACAUGCUUGCAAAUAGCUCUUUUAUGCGUCCAGGAAAAUUCAAUUGAUCGACCAUCUAUGUUGGAAGUUUCUACGAUGCUGCUAAAAAAUGAAAACAAAAAUAUAAUGAUUCCAAAGAAGCCUGCCUUCUCAAAUCAAAAUGAACAAAAUAAAUCUAUAGCUACUUUUCAAGAGCGUUUCUCAACGGAUCCUCAUCAAUCUGGCUCCGGUGCUGCCAAGGACAGGAUCAAGGUUGGGGAUGGUGCCAGGGAAUUGUCUGACUAUGGGCCUCCUCAAAACACAAGAGAUAAUGCUCAUACUGGCAGUGGCAAGUCCAGGGGAGAAAGGUUAAUAUAA
Messenger RNA from Pistacia vera, 2451 nucleotides. RefSeq lists its product as uncharacterized. The record is from RefSeq and is a predicted model, not a curated record. Gene Ontology annotation, biological process: protein phosphorylation; carbohydrate metabolic process. The transcript has 8 exons. Lineage: Eukaryota; Viridiplantae; Streptophyta; Magnoliopsida; Sapindales; Anacardiaceae. Gene Ontology annotation, molecular function: ATP binding; chitin binding; protein kinase activity.